GGAAGGCGGAGGAAGAGGCGGAGGCGGAGGAGGCGGGGUAGAGAGGAAGGUUGGUCCGCGCAGCGGGGGCGACGGGGAUCGGAACGUGGUGGGCUACGCAGGAUAGGAGAGGAGAUGUCGACAAGAUGACAGCGGCCGUGUGACGACGACGCUGGCUUGCUGCAGGUUACGCCGUUGCCCGCCCGACAGACCCGACGAGGGAAAACGGUCGCGCCGGGAGGUGCGCCAGGAAGUAGUGCGGUAACUGCGAAGGAGAGAGUCUAUUGAGCGGCGGAGAGAAAAGACGUGACGGCGACAACGUCGUCGUCGUCGUCGUCGUCGGCGGUGCCGCGCCCCCGUGCGAUGCGCACGACGGCGCGGUGAGGAGCGGCCGGUGUCGAGAUCGUCCCGACGACGAGGAAGUCGUCGCCGACGGAGGAGAGCGUGAUUGCCGCGCAUCGUGACCGUCCCCCGUUCCCGCGUGCGCCCCGCGCUCGCGUGGUUCCGGAGGCAUGAGCGUGUUCGGGGACUUCCAGCGUGUGUGGGUGCAGCGGUUCCCGGACAGCGCCUUGCCGGCCGCCUGGGAGGAGGAUGUCCGGGCGAACUUGGUCAAGCACAAGCAGAAGGUGACAGCUUUGAGAGAAGAACUCGAAAAAGAGGAGUUUUAUGUGGAGUAUUUAGAGAGAUUACUGGCCGACGUUGAGCGACACAAGCAGCUGGCUAACAAUACUAGCGUGACUGAGAAUAAACAGGAAACGGCGGUGCAGGAAACGCAAUCUCCACAGGACUUUCAGGUAUCGGAAAGCGGCUUGGCGGACAUUUCUCCGAGCUCGCCGAGUUCACAGAAGAUCGGACCGUCCGCUCCUCCCGCUCUAACGGAACGGGAGGACAUCAGCAAAUUUCAGGACAAGUGCGUGUCCGAAUUAAGCUCGACUCUCGGAACAGCUGGCAAGCGACCCAAGAGCGAAAUACCGAGGAGUCCCGAGAAAGUGCCUGAACUUAGAAGAAACAGUGAUCCAGAUGUGCCAAGUAAUUAUGUUACGGUGAUCGAGGUCACCGGGAGUUCGAAGAAGGACAAACAUGAGGAAUCUCUUAAGGAGGAAGACGAGAAAGACUUAGAAAAGGCUAUCAAUGAAGAUGAUGAAGAUGGCGAUGCAGAGGCAUCGGAAGAGGAGCCUUAUUACGAUUCAGUAGCCUUGGACCAAACUGGAGAGUAUGUUUACAUUGACGCACGCGUUCCCACUGUUAACAGUAACAAUGGUAAUAAAGCGGCGACUCGAAGACCACCCUCACUGCCAGAUUCGCCGGGCAAUCAGAGUAAUUAUGUCAACAUCGAUUAUUUUAUACAACACAGAGCGGCGAUGGACAGCGAAGACGAGGAGGGUGCCAGUCCGGCGCCCCCGAUUUUGUUGCGCGCACUUAGCACCGACAACGAAACCGGCAGCAGUGACGCCGAACCGCUGAGUUUGAGCGAAGGUAGCUUGGAAUCGCCGACCCCGACGACGCCGCGUAGGCAGGAAAAGAGCAAGGAGCGUGAGGACGAUAGGACGUCAAUGGUCAAAUGUAUCGUAAACUCGGUAGUGGAAAGCGAGGCUGUAUAUGUGGAAUGCUUAACUGUGAUGUUACAAUAUAUGAAAGCUAUUAGGGCAACUUUAACGACAUCUCAACCGGUCAUUUCGGAAGAAGAAUUUGGCACGAUGUUUUACAAGAUCCCGGAACUGCAUGCUCUGCAUCAGACGUUUCUCGAUGAUCUUCGAAAGAAGACGGAAAAGUGGGACGGUAAGACUGCUAUAGGAGAACAAUUUAAGAUUAUGGCCAGUAAUAUAGGAUUAUAUGGUGCGUUUUUGCACAAUUACGCUCGCGCAACCGAUACUGUGCGACGAUGCUCCGCCCAUUCCACUCAAUUUGGAGAGAUUACUAGAGAUAUAAGACUCAGGGGCUUUCCGAAAGGCCCAGGUUUGUCUCUGGAGGAUUUGUUACACAAGCCAGUUGCUCGAGUGCAAAAAAAUGCUUUAGUUUUAUACGAUCUUCUUAAACAUACACCAGUCAACCAUGCAGAUCAUGCGCCUUUAUCAGAAGCUCUUGCUAUGACCAGGAAUUUCCUAGAUGAAUUCAAUAUCAUUCAGACGAAAUCUAUGUUUCCGAGUCACGACAGAGCCCAACGAAGAUUGGUAAAAAAUUCAUUUGUAGUAGAACUCUCGGACGGCCACAGGAAGCUGAGGCACCUCUUUCUCUUUAACGACGUGAUCGCCUGUGCGAAGUACAAAGCGUCUGGCAGGGAUAAGUUCACGUUUGAACUGAAGUGGUACGUGCCGGUGGCGGAAGCCGCUGUUACGGAAGACGGUAUAGAGCCGCGCGAGGCCAGUCCUGCUAAUGUGGUAGCUUUAAGGUCGCAAGCUUGUACAGUACGUGAUCAAAUUCUAUGGGAAGAACGAAAUGACGAGAAACGGAUUAGACUGGGUGGCAGAGGUUCGGAAAAGAAUCGUAAGAAGCUCGCCGAGCUUGAGGCCCAGCUGGUAUUAGCCUCGCCAAACUUAGUCCUGCGCGUCGCGCACAAAAGUCAGCAAAACCGAGUACAAAAUUCUUACACUUUUUUCUUGUCCAGCGAAUUUGAGCGGUCCCAAUGGGUAGAGGCAGUGGAGGCAUUACAACAGGUCAUUGAAUCUCUAAUUAAGAUAAAAAUAGGCGGACAGCCUCCAGGGCAGCUACCAUUAUCGAUGUACGAAUUGCAGGCGUGGGUUACCGCCUGUCGAACGUAUUUGCAGACUGACAUGGGCAGCUACCUGCUGAGAUCAGGCCGCGAUGAGAGCUUGCUACUGGGUGAUCUUCAUCUGACAUUGCUUGGUUUAACUCCGCCAGGCUUAGACAGAGUGGGUGAUCUCUAUAUCAUUGUAGAAAUCGACAGUUAUGGACACUACUUCAAGAGAGCGCGAAGUCGCGUCGCCAGAGGUCAAUCUCCGAUUUGGGGUGAGACUUUUGUGGUAGAGUUGGAGGGAAGUCAGAACGUGAGGAUCUUGUUGUACGAGGAAUGUGGCACACGCUCGGUAUUGCGAGGCAAGUGCAUUCAGCGGUUAAGCAGAUCUUGGCUUCAGUCUGAUCAGGUCGAGAGGUCGCUAAAUCUAGGACCCGCGACAUUGGACGUUGCGUUACGUUUUGUUCCCAGCGAAGUUACUCUGAGGCGAGUGCCGUCGGCCAAACCACAGGGCUUAUUCGGCGCUAAGAUUCAACAAGUUUGCAAACGAGAGAAACGCGACGUGCCUUUCAUAAUAACAGCAUGUGUGCGAGAGGUGGAGAAACGUGGCGUCGGCGAGGUAGGUCUGUAUCGUGUUUCUGGCUCCGCGUCCGAUGUGGCGAGGCUGCGCAAGUCGUUCGAGAGCAAUUCGUACGAAGCGGAGCAGCUACUUAAGGAGGUAGACGUGCACUCAGUGACGGGCGUAUUAAAGUUGUAUCUGCGCGAAAUGCCGGAGGCGCUGUUUACCGAUGCUCUUUAUCCGGCAUUUUUGGAAGCCUUCCAAACGGGCGACUUAUCGCGAGGUGCCGCGCUGCGUCGUGUUUAUGACAGCUUGCCUGCUGUCAAUAAACCGGUAAUCGAUUUCUUGUUGGCGCAUUUGGCCCGUGUGAACAAGCACGAGGCGCAGAACAAGAUGUCGUUGCACAACCUGGCCACAGUGUUUGGACCUACGUUGCUACGACCUGGAACCAGUAAUUCGCGCAGCGACGCCAAGAGCCGCGAUCCCCUCGCUGCUGGCACCGUCGACGUGAUGGCGCAAGCCGGCAUUCUUUACUGCUUCUUGCAGUUACACAUGCAACAACAGAACAAUCAAUCUCUCUAGUCGACAAAGUCCCUUGAUCCUGAACGCAAUUAAUGUUGCUGUACGAUUUGAGAUCAACAGGCAAUCGGCAACAAAAAUGCGACUAUUAUUUUCCUGACGAAGCAAACGUUGAAAAGACGAUGUAACGGUGUCUGAAGAACAGCCUGGUAACUCAUUGAUAUUAUUGUUUUUAAUCUUAUAAUUAGUUCAUUUCAGGAACGUAAUAUCUGUUUUUGCUAUAUGCCAUAAUGUGUUGCAUCAUUUACGUAACGAAUAAUUGCGUCAUCAAAUAAGGAUAAGUCAGAAGCUUUUUAUUAACAAUUUUUUAUUUGUGUUAGGUGCAAUAUGAAGUUUUUUUUUGUCGAAUUUGAAUAAAAUGACUAAAUAUUUAUUUUUAAUUUUUUUUUAUUCCAAUAUAGUUAAUUAAAUUAAGUCAGAAAAACAAUCGCCAAUUUCUGUCCUUCAAACAUCUGUCAGAUGUCUUUUAUAUCGUGCGCUGACACGAUAAUCCAUAAAUCCAUACAUAUUGUUUGUCUCUUUUGUAGACAUUAAUUUUGCGUGACGUAUCUUUUUUUGCGAUCCUGAGAUAGAGUCUGGAAAUAUGUUAAAAGCGAAUAGAGUGGCUUUGACGAAACCCUCCACACGAGAAUGAAACUCCUAUACUCCAUACGCGUGCAAAGUAAUAUAGCCGAGCUGCUCUUAUAGAACGUAUAUAAAGCGUAAUAAUAUAUAUAUAUAUAUACAUAUAUCUUUACUUUUGAGGUUUAUAAUAUAUUUUCUACUUCAUAUUGUCUGAGCGUGAUAAUAUCGCUCAUGCGUAAUCAAAUUGAUAAUGACCUUUCCUGAGAUGAGAUUUUUCGAGGUAAAGAGCGUGAAAUGGUGCAGAAAUUUCAGGUAAGAAAUUGGCCAAAGAGCGGAUUAGAUAAGUCAAAGCGAAUUGGUAAGAAUGUUAUUUAUAUUAUCUUUGUACAUUAAAAAUAUCCCGAAAGUUUAUAAAGAGGAAGAAGAGAGAUUCGUUAAAGAGUGAGAAUCAUUUAAGAGAAAAUCUAAAAUAAUAAAUUUUGUAUAAAGUCUAAGACCGAAGUUUUUAAAGCCUGAAAUUUGUGUACUGGAUAUACAAUUUAGCUCUAGAAAAUAAAUACUUUUUCACGUGACGUGUGUUCCUAGCAGAGAAUCUAAAUCUUUUUAUAUGAAUCCUUUUGUAUAUUUGUUGCAAGAAGCAACCUAUUGCCCUAGGUAUGGAUACUGUACUUUCGUGUACUCAAACACUAGCGUACAUUUCACAAAAAUAUCACAAUAUUCAGGAGAAUGAGAAAAAGCAAAAAAAAGAGAAAAGAACGAGAAUGUAUGAGAGAGAUAAAGAGUGAUUUGUUCUUCCUUGAAGAUUUUGUGGAAUUCAGGGAACGACGUUCCUCACAAUGUGCAAAAAUUUAUUAUACAUGUAUAACGUAAUAAUCGUCCAUUCCAUUUACUCGAGUUCUUUACUCGAAUUUGACAGAUUGAAACUUUGCGCCGAAAUAGCUCAGAGUUUUAACCCAAAAAGAUAUAUGACUGCACGAAACAAGCCCUCCUUAUUCCGUCAAAAUGGUAUUUUUCGACAGUAAUUUUGAUUGAUAUGAAUAUUCUUUUUUAUUACCAUCUAAAUGCAGCUUAAUGAGAUGCCAAAGAGAGAAAGGUACGUUCCCACGUGUGUAGAGUGUCUUGAAAAUCACAAUUUAUAUAAGAAAAAUAGAAGUUUUUACGAAAAAAGGUUAAAAGUGUGGAAUAAAUUUGUUUUUGCUCAAGAGAAAAAUCUAUGUUUAAAUCAUUAAAUUUUCAGUAAAUAUUUAUUUCGAUCUUUAUAAUUAUUUAUUUUUUAAAUCAAAUUUCUCGAGGAAAAAAUGCGAAAAAGAUUUGAAUAUAUCCUAAAGCUUUCUUUUUAACAAAAUGUCAACUUGAUUAACGCAUUAUGAUUUUUGGAACGCUCUACGGUAGAAGAGUAUAUUGUAUGUAGUUGAUAAAAUGAGAGACAAAACACAAACAUGCGAGUUGUUAUGAUACAAGUAAAUAGAACUCUGUACAGAAUGUCUUGCGUAUUAGGUAUACCACGCCAUUUGCAAAAUUUGCAAAUUACAACAAGAAAACAAAAAAAGUAAAUUACUGAUGAGUGUUCGAUAAAAAUGACGACAGGAAGUAUUAAACUGUUUAUGCUCGAACAAAAUAGGCAACUAUUGUAUCUCGUGCGAAUGAAGGCAAUCGCGUGCGUGUUUGUGCUUGUUUGUUUUGUAUGCGUGUAUUAUUCCCUUUCCCCAUGUAUGUAUCAUACCGUAAGAAGAAAUACCCGCAUAUACUAAGAUUAAUUUUGAUAUCGUCGUUUUCUAAGGAACGUCCGCCUUUUUUUGUACAUUGAUACCAUAAGUGUAAAAACGAGUUUCCUUGAUUAUUAUUUGUGUUAUUAUUAAUAUUAUAAUAUUAUUACUCUACAUAUAUAGUAUAUAUUAUAUAUGAGACAAUUAUCGCGUCACUAUUUGUUACAAGAUCAAGCUAGCUUGUUCGCAGCGAAAUGCGUACUGUACUGCCAAAAA
This is a messenger RNA of Monomorium pharaonis (pharaoh ant), 6355 nucleotides long. RefSeq names its product active breakpoint cluster region-related protein (gene RhoGAP1A). Bases 492 to 3812 code for a protein of 1106 amino acids. NCBI's taxonomy places the organism in Eukaryota, Metazoa, Arthropoda, Insecta, Hymenoptera, Formicidae. The record is from RefSeq and is a predicted model, not a curated record. Gene Ontology annotation, molecular function: guanyl-nucleotide exchange factor activity; GTPase activator activity. Gene Ontology annotation, cellular component: membrane. Gene Ontology annotation, biological process: intracellular signal transduction; positive regulation of GTPase activity. The transcript has 13 exons.